Messenger RNA from Poecilia reticulata (guppy), 5121 nucleotides. NCBI's taxonomy places the organism in Eukaryota, Metazoa, Chordata, Actinopteri, Cyprinodontiformes, Poeciliidae. The record is from RefSeq and is a predicted model, not a curated record.
AAUCAGAUUUUAUAUUCAGUUACUACUCAGUACUCAAGCUGUUGUUUUUGAUCAAAUACUUUUUACUCUUACUUAAAUUAUUUCUAGGGAGCCGGUUAUUGGUUUGACUUGAGUAAAUAUAUAUAUUUUUUCAUGUUGCUUUUACUUGAGAACAAAUAUGGUUUCAUUCUGUCUUCAUUUCUGUGCUGGACUCUGAAGUAAGAUUGCAGUUCUGACAAUGAGCCAACAGGUGGCGACGUUUAACAAUCACAAACCUUACGCCAAACCAAAAUCAAACUGUUUUUCUCUGAUUUAUCUUGCUGGCUGUACAUAUAACCUGUACAGACAUAAGCUACGUGUACAGAUCAUAGACAUAAUAUAUCCUAUUGUGACAUAUUCACACUUUGAAUUUUUAUGACACAUUGUGUGUCAUAUUCCUAUAUGCCUUAUAUUAUGUCUAUGGUGCAGAUAAAAAAGAUGGCGUUUUUAAACAAAAGAAGAAGACAAUGUCUUCUGUGAUUGGCUUUAGAAAAAAGGAAGUGACUCACCUUUCAAGAACAAACUGUUAAGCGGGAAUAAAAAAGUCCAUAUGUACAACCUGUUGAAACAGAAAACGAGUUAUAGAUUUAGAUAUUGUGCACGAAGAAGAAUAAAUGAACACCAUAGUAAGACGGGACUGAAAGGUUGUUUUUGUGAGUGUUUGGUAUUCUGCUAUGAAUCAGCUUCAGCUGGAUGUUCUUGCAAGGGAAACAUUGCCACCUGGGGAGGAUGAAACGCAAAGGAAAACUCAAAGGUCAGAGAUCCAGCAGCACAUUGAAAAUUCUGUUAAACACGAAACCGAUCUAGGACCGGUUCCAGUCCCUGACCCAAGCUGUGUGUCCAUGAAAAGUGACUGGUCCAUGCAGUCUCCUCCCUAUUUCAGUGCAUCCGUUGAUGAAAGAAUCAAUGCCAAAAAUCACCUUUCAGGUGUUAGCUGUGCUUCGUCCUGGACUAACAGCUCAAAAGAAGACAUCAUUAAUUUUAAAGCACUUCCAUCUGCUGAUCAAAUAAGUCAUCAUAGAAAAGACUUAUUUUCCUUUCAACCAAAUGACAGUGACUGCCAUCUAAAGGGAUGUGAACCUUCUACAAAGAAGAGAAAACUGGCCUGUUCAGACUGGACUGAACCUGAUCUCGAACCUGGAUUCAAAAAUAGUGAUUCACGCUCCAGAAAUGGACUCCAUGAUGCAAAUCACAGAUUUGAAAAUGAGAGCAUGAAGUUUACGAGGCACCAAUCAACCCAGCAGCACUUCAACUCCAUAUUUAUGGUUUUGGAGGAAAACAUUGUUGCUUUUGUGAAGAAUGAAUUGAAUCACAUUUCUAAGGCUGUGGCUUCAGGUUGCCCAGAAGACGGUCAAAGCAAUGUGAAGGAUGUGUCGAAGGGUGAGGAUGAAGAGCAGAAGAGGAGCAGCAGAGAGGCAGUUCUGAAACUUGCCAUGAACUUCCUGAGGAUGAUGAAGCAGGAAAAGCUGGCUGACCUUCUACAAUGUGGGACUAGUGCUGCAGUUGGUCAACGUAAGCUUAAAUCUAAGCUGAAAAAGAGCUUCCAGUGUGUGUUUGAAGGGAUUGCUAGAGAAGGAAACCCAAUCUGUCUGAAUCAGAUUUACACAGAGCUCUUCGUCACAGCGGGCGGGAGAACGUCAGUCAGCGAUCAACAUGAGUUCAUGCAGAUCGAAACCGCGAGCAGAAACCCAGACAAAGGAGAAACCAAAAUCACGCACGAACAAAUCUUUGAGAGUUCGCCUGAAAAACUUCGACCGAUCAGAGCGGUGAUGACGAAGGGGGUGGCUGGCAUUGGCAAGACAGUCCUGACACAGAAGUUCGCUCUGGACUGGGCUGAAGACAAAACCAACCAGGACGUCCACUUUGUGUUUCCAUUCAUGUUCAGAGAACUAAAUGUGCUGAAAGAGAAGAAGUUCAGUUUGAUGGAGCUUGUUCAUCACUUCUUUACUGAAACCAAAGAAAUCUGCGAGUUUGAAAAGUUCCCAGUUGUUUUCAUCUUCGACGGUCUGGAUGAAUGCCGACUUCCUUUGGACUUUCACAACAACGAGAUCCUGACGGAUGUGGCGCAGUCUGCGUCAGUGGAUGUGCUGCUGACGAAUCUCAUGAGAGGGUACUUGCUUCCUUCUGCUCGCCUCUGGAUAACCACGCGUCCCGCAGCAGCCAAUCAGAUCCCUCCCGAGUGUGUUGACAUGGUGACAGAGGUCAGAGGGUUUGCCGAUCUGCAAAAGGAGCAUUACUUCAUGAAGAGAAUCAGGGAUGAGGAGCAGGCAAGGAGGAUCAUCUCCCACAUCAAAACGACGAAAUCGCUCCACUUGAUGUGCCACAUCCCCGUUUUCUGCUGGAUCACAGCCACAGUUCUGGAGGAAGUGUUCAAAACCAGGGACGGAAAAAAGCUGCCAAAAACUCUGACCGAGAUGUACAUCCACUUCCUUGUGGUUCAGACCAAAGUAAAGAGUUUGAAGUAUGACGGAGAAGCUGAGUUGGAUCACUGGAGUCCAGAGAACAGAAAGAUGAUCAAGUCUUUGGGAAAACUGGCAUUUGAGCAGCUGCAGAAAGGAAACUUAAUCUUUAAUGAAUCAGAUCUGGAAAAUUGUGGCAUAGACAUUCGAGCAGUCUCCGUUUCUUCAGGAGUGUUCACUCAGAUAUUCAAAGAGGAGAAAGGAGGUCUGUACCAAGACAAGGUGUUCACUUUUGUGCAUCUGAGUGUUCAGGAGUUUCUAGCUGCUCUUUACGUCCAUUUGAUGUUCUUCAACUCUGACGUCAAUCUUCUGGAAGACGAGAACUCAUCUGAGUUUGAGGAUUUCUACCAGAGUGCUGUGAAUAUAGCCCUCAAAAGUCCCAAUGGACAUCUUGACUUGUUCCUCCGCUUCCUUCUGGGCCUUUCACUGCAGAGCAAUCAAACUCUGCUGCAAGGCCUCCUGAGAAAGACGAGUGUCAGUCCACAGACAGAUAUUAGCCCAAUUACCAUUAAAAAUACAAGUAAUUACAUCAAAAAGAAGCUAAACGAAGGUAUUUCUGUAGACAAGAGCAUCAGUUUGCUUUACUGUCUGAAUGAACUGAAUGAUCUUUCAUUAGUGGAAAAGAUUCAAGAGUCUUUGGCGUUGGAGCAACUUUCCACAGAUGAGCUGUCACCUGCAGACUGGUCAGCACUCGCGUUCCUUUUGCUGUCCUCAGAAAAAGACCUGGAUGUGUUUGAGCUGAAGAAAUACUCUGCUUCAGAAGAGGCUUUCCUGAGGCUGCUGCCUGUGGUGAAAGCAGCAAACAAAGCUCUGCUGAGUGGUUGUAACCUGUCAGGAGGAAGCUUUGAAUCGUUGUCCUUGGUGCUCAGCUCCCACCCAUCUGUCCUGAGAGAGCUUGACCUGAGUAACAACGACCUCAAGGACUCAGGAGUGAAGCAGCUGUCAGCAGGUCUCAGGAGUCCUAACUGCAAACUGGAAAUACUCGGGUUGAGUGUCUGUAACCUCAACAAGAGGAGCUGUGAGAUGCUGUCCUCUGUGCUCAGCUCCAAAUCCUCGGUUCUGAGAGAAAUGGACCUGAGCAACAACGACUUGCAGGAUGCGGGAGUGAAGCUGCUCUCUUCUGGACUGGAGAGUCCUCACUGCAAGCUCCAAAAGCUCAGACUGUCUGGGUGUUUGGUCACAGAGGAGGGAUGCAGGUCUCUGUUCUCAGCGCUGAGCUCCAACCCGUCCCAUCUGACAGAACUGGACCUGAGCUACAACCAUCCGGGAGAGGCGGCAGGGAAACUUUUCUCUGCAAAGCUGCAAGAUCAAAACUGGAAACUGGAUGUUUUAAGGAUGGAGCCUUUUGGAGAACGAUGGCUGAGACCCGGCCUGAGAAAAUAUUACUUUAAGACCACAUUUGACCCAAACACUAUUAACAGACAGAUAAAACUGUCUGACGACGACAGUAGGGCCGUUCAUGUGAGAGAGGACCAGUCAUAUCCUGACCACCCAGAGAGAUUUCAGGACUGCCCUCAGCUGCUGUGCAGUGAGGAUCUGACUGGUCGCCACUACUGGGAGGUGGACUGGAGCGGCUGGGUGGAUGUUUCAGUGAGUUACAGAGGAAUAAGCAGGAGAGUGGAGAGAGCAGACUGCAGGUUUGGUGGGAAUGAGCAGUCCUGGAGUCUGAGCUGUUCAGAUGGGGGUGGGUACUACGUUUACCACCAGAAAAAAAGAUCAUUUAUCUCACACUCAUCCGCUGCACCCAAGAAGGUAGCGGUGUAUGUGGAUUAUCCGGCUGGAAGUGUGUCAUUCUUCAGAGGCUGUGGUGAUGCUCUGAUUCACCUCUACACCUUCAGCACCACCUUUACUGAACCUCUGUGUCCGGGGGUCGGCUUUAGAUUCAGGUUCAGGUCCAAGACUGAUUCCUUUGCAUUGUUAUACUCCGUGUGAUUACGUUUUACAAUGACUGACCCGAUGGCUCAGUCUACCACCCACCCACUAUGUAUUGAUUUAUAUUUGAUGUCUGUUUUGGUAUGUUUUACUGUUUAUAUUUUUUUUUGUACUUGCUGCAGUGUCAGUUGCCCAUUUGGGACCCAAAUAAAUGUGAAUCUGAAUCAGCAAAUUAAUCAUUCACAGAACAGAAAUACAUAAGAGUAUUAGGGGCACAAUAAGAAAAUGAAAAAAUAAAAUAAAGUCAUAGUAUUACAAGAAGAAAGUCAUAGUAUAACGAUUUUAUUCUUUUAAUACUAGAGCUUUAUUCUCGUAAAACUGACUAUUCUUUUAGGUUGUAUUCUUGUAAUGUGACUUUAUUCUCAUAAUUUCAUUAACUCUUUCUUAUUAUGGUCCGAAUACUCUGCUGUAGUUUAAAAUAAUAUUCUAAGUAACUCUGAAAAUAUGUCAUCAGCAAAAGCAUGAAAAGUGAUAAAAUCUAUUACAUUUAUCUUUAACGUAACGUAACGUCAGCAGGUGAAAUAGCUGGAAUACUUUGUGUUGUGCGUGCUGCCCUCUGGUGGACAUUAUGUGGAAAGACAUUACAGCUGGUGGAAAAAAAAAGUUUUUACUGUAGAAAUGAUCUAAGAGACAUUAUUUAGCUGUGGGGGAAAAAAACUAAAAAUCCCUGUAGAUUACUUUGUAAUAAAAUAAAUGUAUGUUUUUUGACCAA